Messenger RNA from Aethalodelphis obliquidens (Pacific white-sided dolphin), 6362 nucleotides. It is a transcript of the gene RIPK4, whose product is annotated as receptor interacting serine/threonine kinase 4. NCBI's taxonomy places the organism in Eukaryota, Metazoa, Chordata, Mammalia, Artiodactyla, Delphinidae. The coding region runs from base 2867 to 5065 and encodes 732 amino acids. Gene Ontology annotation, biological process: protein phosphorylation. The transcript has 11 exons. Gene Ontology annotation, molecular function: protein kinase activity; ATP binding; protein binding. The record is from RefSeq and is a predicted model, not a curated record. Gene Ontology annotation, cellular component: cytoplasm.
GGAGAAGGUCGGCUCGGGCGGCUUCGGGCAGGUGUACAAGGUGCGCCACGUCCACUGGAAGACGUGGCUCGCCAUCAAGUGCUCGCCGAGCCUGCACGUCGACGACAGGAUAGCUGGCCGUCCUCCACGAGCUGUCCUGGGAUGCGUGGUCCGCGGGACCGAGCUGCCUGGUGUUGCUUCCGGAAAGGGUGCGGGCUGUCUGAGAACAUUCCGGCUGUGGCCAGCUUUCUGGAGCAGACAGCUGCAGUGGCUCGCCCCCCCCCCUUUUUUUAAACUAAGAUGUCCCUCGGGACCGGGCACAGCGCUGGGGUCUGCCUGCAUGUCACCCUGGAACCCAGCAAGCACUGUGGCUGCAGCCGGCGCUGGCCGGCCUGGGCCAGGCACCUGAACCCACUCUUCAGCCCGGCCCGGGGACCUCCACGGGGGCUCUUGUGGACAUCGUGUUUUCCAUUCAUUGGAUCUUUGACCAGAGUGCUAAGAGAGCAUGUCAUGCUGAGCUCAGUUUUGUCCUAUAGUCAUGUCAUGAUUCACUCCUGAUACCUGUCGCACUCUUUCCUGACGCCAGGGCAAUUCUUUUGCUCCUUGAGCCUGUUCAGAGCCAAAGUCUUGAUCCCCUUGCCCGCUGCCUGCCCCGCUCCUGCUGAUUCCGUAAAUGGGGAGCCACCCAGUGAUUCCCAGUAGACGUCUAGGGUCAUCCUUGCUACCUCCCUCUUCUCCACAUCCAGUCGGUCACCAGGACUUAAUGGUUCUCCCUCGAAAAUGGGCCCUGCAUCCACCAGCUUCCUCUCUCUGCACUCCUGGCAGCCGGGGCCCCGGUGACCACCCUGAGUGCCUCGUGGCCGCUCUGCCCCUGCUGCUUCCAGCCUGGGGCUCUGGUGUAGGAAUGGGACAGACCUUACGAGCCCUCGCUGCUGCCCUCUGCCCACCUGAGUCAGGGACCCCCUUUAUUAAACGUCCCCAGGUCCCUGUACUUCCCCUUCAAAGAACUUGGAUUUUCAACUACACUUCUUUUUUUAGGGGUGAUUUUCCACCUUCUCCCCUAGAAGGUAAAUACCCUGAAGGCGCAAGGAAGGGGUCUUUUUCGUCCUCAGUUCUAACAUGUAGAGGAUGCUCAGUAAAUACUUACUAAUAAAUGAAUUUUAAUUGGAUGCAGAUUAAAAUUAAAGUAAUUGCUGGGAGUACUUAGGUGGGUGAUUCCAGACUGUAGGGGUUUAUUUAAAAAAAAUUUUUUUUGGCCGCACGGCAUGGGCAUGAGGGAUCCUAGCUCCUCAAGCAGGAAUCGAACCGGCACCCCCUGCAGUGGAAGUGCAGAGUCUUAACCACUGGACCGCCAGGGAAAUCCCUUUAGUGGUUUAUUUUAAAUUUGGCUGAAAAUGCGUGAGCUGUGUUCCAGUGGUUGUCAGGCUUAACUCUUGGCCUUUGGGGCUGGGUAAGUCUUUGCCCGGGGGGCUGUCCUGCGUGCUGCAAGGUGCAGGGUGGCGCUCCUGGCCUCUACCCACUGGAUGCCAGCGGCGGUGCCCGAUGUCCCCCGGAGGCAAAGUCCCCCCAGGGGAGAACCACUGGUCUGCACCCAGGGAUCCUCUCCCUGAGACACCCGCCUUGGCCAGCGCUCACCUUGGGGAGGGAACUCCCCUCCCAUAUGCAGGGGCCGGACGCGCGGGCAGGGGUGCUGUGGUCCUGUCCAGCUGAGCCCACCGCAGGCAGAGCUGGGUGCUGCAGACCUUGGUAAACAGUGCGGCGUGGUUCCUCCUUGCAGGUGGCUUCCUCCCUGGGAAGUGUUUUCAUACCUGUAAAGGAGGCCUGGGAGUGAGCUGCGGUCUCAGAGAGGAGGUCAGAUCAGUAAGAAGCAGCCUCAUUUCCGUGGUAGUUUCUGACUCUCCAGCAGGCUGGGAAGCAGGCGCAGGCGCAGUGGGGCGGGCAGAUGCACCCAAGCUCCGGAAGAGCCCCCGUGGUGGGAGCGGAGCCGUCCUGGGUCCUGGGCCGGGGGGCUUAUGUGGGAAUCUGCAUUCUCGGGCGGGGGGUUGGGGGGCCCUGAGGCUGCCCCGGCUGCUUCCUGCCUCAGUUCCCAGCUCCCAUAGGCUGUGUGGUUCUAGACUCUUCCUUUAGGAGCUUCCUAGAAAGCGGGUUCCUGGCACCCACCUAGAGCCUGUUCUCCGGGAGUGGAGCCCGGGAGUCUGCGUUUCAGCCGUCUCCCGGGUGCUUUCUACGGUGGCCGUGGUUGAGAACAGGCCAGGCCUUGGCCUUGUGGGAUGUGGCCUCUUUUCCUGAAUGUACUCUGAGACUUUGACCCAUCACGCUGACACCGACCAAGGCCCUGGAUACCAGUCUGUAACGGCUGCACCAGGAAGUGGCCUUAGACCAGGGGUUGGCAGACUUUCCGUGAAGGGCAGAGAGUAGACCUUUGGGGCUCUGCAGGCCACGGGGUCUGCGUCGCAGCUACGCAUCUCUGCCGCGAGUGCGGAGACAGCCUCCGCCCCGCUGGACGUGGAUGGUGAGACUGCCAUGCAGUCAGUUUCUUUACAGAACAGGGGCUGGCUGUGGACAGCAGCUUGGUAGUCGCCCAAAAGUUAAACACUGAAGUACUACGUGACCAGGUAACUCUCCGCCUCGGCACGUAUCCAAAGGAGUUGAAAGCAGGGACUUGAACACCUGUGUGUAUAAAUGUACGGCAUUAGUCACAGUAACCGGAAGGUGGAAACGACCCAAGGGUCUUGUCCAUCAGCAGAGGAGCGGUAAACACAAUGUGUGUGUUCAUACAAUGGAAUCAUGCUCAGCCGUAAGAGGAGUGACGUUUCGGUUUGUGCUACAGCGUGGAUGGACCUGGACGACAUAUGAUGAGUGAAAUAAGCCAGUUACUAAAGGACGGAUGCUACACGAUUCCACGGAGCGCAUGGAACUUUUGGAGGAAGCCAAGAAGAUGGAGAUGGCCAAGUUCCGUUACAUCCUGCCCGUGUACGGCAUCUGCCAGGAGCCCGUGGGCCUGGUCAUGGAGUACAUGGAGACGGGCUCCCUGGAGAAGCUGCUGGCCUCCGAGCCGCUGCCCUGGGACCUGCGCUUCCGCAUCGUCCACGAGACGGCCGUGGGCAUGAACUUCCUGCACUGCAUGGCCCCGCCUCUCCUCCACCUGGACCUCAAGCCCGCCAACAUCCUGCUGGACGCCCACUACCACAUCAAGAUCUCCGACUUCGGGCUAGCCAAGUGCAACGGGCUGUCCCACUCGCAGGACCUCAGCAUGGACGGCCUUUUCGGCACCAUCGCCUACCUUCCUCCUGAGCGUAUCCGGGAGAAGAGCCGGCUCUUCGACACCAAGCACGACGUGUACAGCUUCGCCAUCGUGAUCUGGGGCGUGCUCACGCAGAAGAAGCCGUUUGCGGAUGAGAAGAACAUCCUGCACAUCAUGGUGAAAGUGGUGAAGGGCCACCGCCCCGAGCUGCCACCUGUCUGCAGACCCAGACCUCGCGCCUGCGAGAAUCUUCUGCGCCUCAUGCAGAGGUGCUGGCACGGGGACCCCCGGGAGCGGCCCAGCUUCCAAGAAAUCACCUCUGAAACCGAGGACCUGUGCGAAAAACCUGACGAUGAGGUGAAAGAGACAACUCCAGACCCGGAUGUGAGAAACCCACCUGAGGCCGAGGCCGAGGCCGAGGCGCCCGUGGCCACCCCGCUCAAGCGAGCCUCUGCCCCGACCUUUGACAACGACCACAGCCUCUCCGAGCUGCUGUCCCAGCUAGACUCGGGCAUCUCCCAGACCCUCGAGGGCCCGGAAGAGCUCGGCCGCAGCUCCUCCGCGUGCAAACUUCCGUCGGCGAGCAGCGGCAAGAGGCUGUCGGGGGUGUCCUCGGUGGAUUCUGCCUUCUCCUCCAGAGGGUCGCUGUCCUUGUCCUUCGAGCGGGAGUCUUCAGCGGGCGAUCUCGGUGCCACUGACAUCCAGAAGAAGAAGCUCGUGGAUGCCAUCGUGAACGGGGACACCAGCAGGCUGAUGAAGAUCCUGCAGCCCCAGGACGUCGACCUGGUUCUGGAUGGCGGCGCCAGCCUGCUGCACCUGGCCGUGCAGGCUGGGCAGGAAGACUGCGUCAAGUGGCUGCUGCUUAACAACGCCAACCCCAAUCUCACCAACAGGAAGGGCUCCACCCCCCUCCACGUGGCCGUGGAGAAGAGGGUGCGGGGCGUCGUGGAGCUCCUGCUGGCCCGGAAGAUCAGCGUCAAUGCCGCGGACGAGGACCAGUGGACGGCCCUGCACUUCGCGGCCCAGAACGGGGACGAGGGCAGCACGCGGCUGCUGCUGGAGAAGAACGCCUCCAUGCACGAGGCAGACUGCGAGGGCCGGACGCCCAUGCACGUGGCCUGCCAGCACGGCCAGGAGAGCAUUGUGCGUAUCCUGCUGCGCCACGGCGUGGACGCCGGCCUGCCGGGGAAGGACGCCUGGGUGCCGCUGCACUACGCCGCCUGGCAGGGCCACCUGCCCAUCGUCAAGCUGCUGGCCAAGCAGCCGGGGGUGAGCGUGGACGCCCAGACGCUGGAUGGGAGGACGCCCCUGCACCUGGCCGCCCAGCGCGGGCACUACCGCGUGGCCCGCGUCCUCAUCGACCUGCACUCCGACGUCAACGUCUGCGGCCUGCUGGCGCAGACGCCCCUGCACGUGGCCGCGGAGACGGGGCACACGAGCACCGCCAGGUUGCUCCUGCACCGGGGCGCCCGCAGGGAGGCCGUGACGGCUGAGGGCUGCACCGCACUGCACCUGGCCGCCCGCGGUGGGCACCUGGCGACCGUCAGGCUGCUGGUGGAGGAGCGGGCCGACGUGCUGGCCCGGGGGCCCCGCCACCAGACGGCGCUGCACCUGGCCGCCGCCGGCGGGCACUCGGAGGUGGUGGCGGAGCUAGUCAGCGCCGACGUGCGUGACCUGUCUGACGAGCAGGGGCUCAGCGCACUGCACCUGGCCGCCCGGGGCCGGCACGCCAAGACGGUGGAGACGCUGCUCAGACACGGGGCCCACGUCAACCUGCAGAGCCUCAAGUUCCAGGGCGGCCCCGGCCCCUCCACCGCGCUCCUCCGGCGAAGCAAGACCUAGCCUGCCGCCCCCGGAGACGGGGCCCCUGCGGGGUUCCUGUCCCCGCACCGUGCUCCGCUCGCCCCGUCUGCGGCCUGCGGGAUGCCUUCGAGAGGCGGGUGGCCGCCGACUUGGGAUUCGCGCCGGCAUCUGCUUGGGCAUCGCCUGCGCACCCCCCCGGCGAGGCUGGUCAGGGUGUGCGUGACCACUGCCCACGGGUGCGCCCGGCGUCGGAGGGACGGGGGGUCGGAGGCAUUUGGCUGCACCCCCCGCUCCUGCCGUCGGUCCCUCGGUGACAGGGCCGUGAGCCCCCCCACCCCGUCGUGAGUGGAGCCACCUGUGGCUGGGAAGUUGGUGUGCAGGAAGAGCUGCGUCUUUUCUCUCCAUUUGCAGCGGCAGGCAAAGAAGCCUGUUCCAGAAGGCUUUCGUGGAAUUCUUGUUCUCCGGAAGAAUACCUUUCAUAGACGAACAGUGUCAGCUGUCGCUUUAGAUCCGUGAAAAACUUCCAUCUCAUUGGAUCGUCUGCCUUCUGCGCAACGAGUGUGAACUGGUGGUUGGUUUUUGAAGCAAAAACGGUCAUCUCACCGGCCCUUUCAUACCCAGAUUUGUCCGUCACUCAGUCCUCGUGGGUGGCCACACACGUGUGCCGUGAGUGCUACCUGCCCUAAUUCAUGUCUCGUUGCAGAAAAUGUUUGAACUUUAGAGUCAAGUGUCUAAAAGUCAAGAAAAAUUCACUGACGGCCUCAGUUUCGGACUCAGAACAGUGUUAGCGAGUUAGACGCACCACCUUCCUCACCGUUUUCAGCCGUCAGCCUCGGCCGGGUAGCGGUUUGUGCUGAGUGAUGCUGUUUUAGGGUCUCCAAGGGGGUUUCUGACCUGCCUUACAAACGGCUACUCUUUGCAGGGGCCUCAGCUUUUGGGGUGUGACCCCCCAAGUCAGCUCCAGGAGACAGCCUCACGGUCUUGGAUGUAAAAACCCCGUUCUCUUGUUGUCACCUGUGUCCCACAUGCACCCGCCCCCCAAUACUAUGAUUAGAGUCAGUUUGCUGCAGGCCCCGACCCUGUAUGCAAACAUGCCCUUUGGACUGGUGUAUGAAACAGAGAUUGAUGUUAACGUACCAUGUAUGUUAAUGUGAAUCUGUGGGCAGGAUACUUCUUUUCUGUGACAGGAAAUAUCCGGGCUGCUUAGAACUGGCUAUGUUUUAAUAUGCCUUGUGCUUUGAGUGUGUUGUGCUACUGUUGUAUGUAGAACACGUGGAAGAAGAAGCUUCUGUUUGAUGUCAAUAAAGCUAAGUUCUCUUCCGACCUUUUUGAAACC